Phymastichus coffea is the source of this 5676-nucleotide messenger RNA. RefSeq names its product tuberin (gene gig). Gene Ontology annotation, cellular component: nucleus; TSC1-TSC2 complex; cytoplasm. NCBI's taxonomy places the organism in Eukaryota, Metazoa, Arthropoda, Insecta, Hymenoptera, Eulophidae. Gene Ontology annotation, molecular function: GTPase activator activity. The transcript is spliced from 25 exons. The record is from RefSeq and is a predicted model, not a curated record. Gene Ontology annotation, biological process: negative regulation of Wnt signaling pathway; positive regulation of GTPase activity; regulation of small GTPase mediated signal transduction. Bases 155 to 5608 code for a protein of 1817 amino acids.
AGCAAAGGGCUCCCGUAGGUUCACCCCUGCAGUUAACCCGAAGUGGGUGUAGGAUAUACCCUAAUAUAUCCUAGCACUGGGUUGGUGUAUCGUGAACUAUGUUCAUCUUUUUUAGCCCUCAUAAAUUUAAGUUUUCUAUGUCAUUCGUUGAAUAAUGUCCAAAAUGAGAGCCCAAGACAAGGACAAUAAAACUCUCCCUGAUAAACUUAAACAAUUUUUUCGCUUGAAUAAAGGAAAUUUCAAAAGUAGAGAAGAUAUUACACUCACUCAUGCUGUCGAAAAAGAAAUUAGCUCCAAUAGUCCAAUUCAUAAUCGUACAAAGGCUAUUAAAGACUUAAGUGAAGCAGUACUAAAUAAUCAAUGGGAAGAUUGUGCAGCAGAAAAAUUGUGGUUUCUUGUUCAAGAUUUACUUGGGCAGGAUAUUCCUAAGGAGCAUAGACAUAUUACUUUAAAUUUUUUAAAAUGUCUGAUUCAAGGACAAUAUUCAAGACUUUCACCUCUUAUGAGAGUAAAAUUUUUUAAGGUAAUUAAGGAGCAUGAAAUUUCAGAAGAUUUAGGAUUAAGAUUAGAGUUAUUGCAGAGCUUAACAGACAAUGGGAAAGAUAUUGUGCACUUAGAAGAAAAAAUGGCUCCUUUCCUUUUAGAGUGGAUGCCCAUAAUAACAGGAGCAGAUGGUAAAAGAGGUGCAGAGUUUUUGUCACUGCUAGUCAAUAUCAUCAAGUUCAAUUCCGCUUGCAUAGAUGAAGAUAUGAUAUCAGGAUUUGUUCAGUACAUUUGCCAUUUGUGUUACUACAGCAAUAACACAGAAGUUGUAUCCGCAAGCUUGGAAGCCCUUGAUGCUAUUGUGUGUUACAGCAAAUUACAGCCUGACUCUCUGCAAACGUUUAUUAUUGCUUUAUGUCGUAGUGUUAAUGUUGAAUGUUAUUGUCAAAUUAGUUGGAAAAUAAUGCGUAAUUUGUUAGGAACACACAUGGGUCAUUCGGCACUGUACAAAAUGUGCUAUUUACUUCAAGAGCCCAAUUUCCAAAAAGAUGUGAGGCUUCUACGAGGGGCUGUUUUUUAUAUAAAUAUGGGCCUAUGGGGUGCUCAUAGAAUCCCUAAAUUAAAAUGUACACCGUCAUCUGUUUUACCAUCGUUUUAUCAAGCUUUACUCUGUAAUCAUCCUAUAGUUAUGUAUGAAGUAACGUUAUCUAUUCAGAGACUGGUCAACAAAUAUGGUAACGAACUUGAACAGCCAACCUGGAGCAUUAUUUUGAAUAUUAUUGAACAAGUUAUUGCACAUACAGAAAGUAGUAACCAGCCAGCAACCAAGCAAGUUUCGACAAGUUUGCACGAAACAAUUAACAGCAUUGAAAAUUUGCUUGAUUGUAAUCAUUACAAUGGGAAUGUUCAAAGAUUUUAUGAACUUGUUGAACGUUGUUCUGAUGCUAGAUCAGAAUGUUCAGUUCUCAAGCUUAUUGACUAUAGAGCUUCAAUGAUUGGACCAACUUAUCAUUUGUGGCAAUCAAAAUUGAGUUCGUUACUUGAGCGUUAUUACAAAAUUGAAACGAGAACUAAUAUUAGACUAAAAGUUCUUGAUGUUCUGGCCAACGUUAUCCAAAUAAACAGAUCUAGAUAUGAAGACGAAAUGAUAGAACGCAUUGUAAUACCCCACUUGCAACAUGUUGAAAUAGACCCUGAUGUUUUUAUUCGUCAUUUUGCUGCUCGCCUAUUAGUUGACUUAUGUCUCGAAUGUGAAUCAAAAAGAUGCCUAGAAUUGCUUGAUAUAUUAGAAAGAAUAAUAAAUAAGCCAUUCAGCUUAGAGACCCCCAUACAAAUUGACACAGACAUCAAAGAUGUUAAAACGGGCAUUACUGGAGUAAUCAAAAUUCUCACUCAGAAAGUAUACAGUUUACCGUCGAGUCACGCUAUCCGCGCAUACCAAGUACUUGUAAAUCAUUUAGAAUUACAUUAUCAAGAUCUUAAGGAAAUUUUUCGAGAAGUGUCUACAAUUCGAUACUUGAUUUUCGAAUGCUUUUUGAAAGCGAGAGCAAAUGCACUUGGUCAUCUUGGUUUUCAAAAUUCAAUAACGGGAACAGUGGGUCGCUAUAGCCCUUAUUUAGUCAUAGAAAAUGCUGCUCUUACAACAAGUAACACUGGAGCUAGUCCACCUCCAGCAAGUCCUGUUCCCAUGCAAAGUGGAUCUUCUCAAAUUACAACGAUAUCGCUGGCCUACGCUUGCAAGGCUGUGACUACGGCAAUCAAGCAGGAGAAAGAUUGGAAAGUUUUGCAAUUAAUACUAAAGGAGCUACCUCAAUUAUUACAAAAUCGAUCAUUAAUUUUGUCUCGUCACAGUAACGAUAUCGGCUCUCUAGCAUGCGCACUAUGCUCCAUGAUCGACGAUAAGACUUUCAGACCAGCAGACUCUCUGCAAAAUGUAUUAUACAAUGUCCCUCCAAAAUUUACUUUCUCCGAGUUUCGCGUACAAUUUUUUCCUGUCCUAGCGUCUUGUACAUCUUACCACGCACAUUUUGAUUUAAAUACUCAGCAGCGUUUAAUAAAAUGCUUUGAAGAUGGAUUACGUACAACAUGCGCAAGCCAAUGUGUUACAAGCCUGAUGACUUGCGCUCUUGAAAUGAGGGAUGCAAUGAGCAAACUUGUUUCGAAUGUUUUGUUGAGCUUGUCUAAAAUAUCUGAUACUGUUCACAUUGCUAUUCCAAUUUUAGAAUUUCUCUCGACACUAACGCGACUUCCAAAGGUCUAUGCAAAUUUUACUGACGACCAAUAUAUGUCGAUAUUUGCCAUAAUGCUGCCUUACAUAAAACCAACAAAAUACAAUCAUUACACUGUAUCGCUGGCUCAUCAUGUUAUAGCUGUAUGGUUUUUGAAAUGUCGUCUUCCUUUCAGACGUAAUUUCGCUGAAUACAUUACCAAGGGUCUGAAACAAAACGCUCAAAUGCUUUUGCAAGAAGGAAACAUAUCAAAGCCAGAUGUCAGCCUUAGCAACGAAGAUUCAUCCAAUAGAAAACGUAGCUCUAGUUUGACUGAACAAGGAAGCAGAGCAAGAAAGUUUAUCAGAGAAAAUAGAGCUUUGGAUUUGAAGCCACCGAUAGACAAAACACUCAUGAACUUCCAUGUUGAGCUUACGGAAACUUGUAUAGAUUUGAUGGCGCGCUAUUCAUACUGUAUGUAUUCUGCUCGCCCAAAAAGACUAUUAGCCGCAGACUUUCUUUUGAAAGACGGCAAUUCGCUUACGUGGAUUCUUGGCAAUAAGUUGAUAACGAUAACAACAAGUGGCUGCAGUAACAAGGCUAUGCGUGGUCCCUUGUGCGACAAUUGCUGGGCUGCUUGUAAAGCUCACCCAGCAGACCAGACGCGUUCCAGUCACUCGAGUCUUCUUCGCGCUUCGAGUAUCGACGGAACCCGUGAAGACAAAUUGUCACGUCAAUCGUCGGGUGGUCAUGCAAGCUCCAGUGCCAACACUGCUUGCAACUCACCCACAGAGGAAAGCAAGCGAUCGCUCGAUGAAGUCGAUUCUAGCAAAAUUAAAGAUGAAGAGCAACAACAGCAACAGCAAAGCGAGUCUCAGAAACUCGAACAGAUGAUGAAUGCCGAUAAGCAAGAGGAACAUCAGCCAUGCGCUUGCUGGUGUCAGGGAUGGGCGGAGAUAUACGUGAGAAGGCCAACCGGAGAGAUGUCGUGGAUUAUGAGGAUACAGAAUUCUAUUCAUAUGGACACACCAUACGAUCUACCGCUGGACAACAUCACAGCGCUAUAUAUGCCUACAACUGAGAUGUUUCCCCAGAAAAGCCAAGAUCAAGCGUUUGAGUUUCCUGAAGAUGAGAUUCUGUUUGCGGCGGAAAAGAUAGUCGAUACGGCUCCAUCAGAAGCAAGCAACAUUUCUAGGUCUGGCAAUUCAUCUACCACUGGACCAAUCGAUAUUCCAGGAUCUCCUGCAAGGCCCAGUCCGUCCAGACCUAGUCCUCGUGAUAGUCUUGAAAGUUUAGAGGAAGGCGAGGAAGAAUCAAGAAAAUCACGUAAUCCAGUACGUAGGUCGAACUCCAGUCCCGAAAUGAGUUCCAACUGGAAGAAUCCAUUUUUAAGUAAAGAGAAGCUGAGCAUACCACAGGAUAGAGACGAUAAUGCUGAUUCGGAUGUUAAGACUGAAGCUGAUCUGAAGAAACACUUAAAAAAUACUUAUUCCAAAGAUAUGAGAGUUAGCUGCGAGGCGAUACCGGAAGAAAUAUCUGGUAUGGGCACUACACCACCAUCAACUGAAAAUUCUGGAGAACAGCAUCCCUCAGGAUUAUUGUCGCAAAAAUCUUAUCCAGGUGCGAACGCCGUUCCGCAAACAACGACUACUUCGAGUAACACAGUACCUCCGUCGCCUACAACGAGUUUACCUCCAACGAAUCUACUCACGUCACAGUCGCAGCUUAACACCAAACCACCGCAAUCGCCUACACAAGUUUACUCCAGAUUAACGAGCUUAGAUUCAAGCCACAAUCGACAGUCUUGGGUUGGUGACUCAAAACCUCCUAUUGGUCGAAAUCUUUUUAUGGACAAAUUUAGAGAAGAUAAGGCAGAUCCAUCGGCAUUACCGCCACUCGGUUUUCGAGAUCGCGGCCACACGAUUUCUGUCAUGAGCCCGGCAAAGAUCAGACGAAAUAAUUCGCCUCGUAUGAAAGAUUCACCGGCACAAAUGAAUUUGCCCAAUAAUAGGAGUAGUGUCAAUCCUAGCUCGGUGUUUUUACAACUUUAUCAUUCGGCACACUUUGGACCAAAUUCAGAAAAGCCGCUAUUAGUUCCUCAAGCCAAUGCACUUUUGCAAACAUCUAUUACAAACCUGGACAGGAUACAACCAUAUGAAACUCACAAGAUCGGAGUGCUUUACGUUGGCUCAGGACAAGCGCAAAAUGAGAUUGAGAUUUUAGCGAAUCAGCAUGGGUCAUUUCGUUACGCACAGUUUUUGCAAAGUCUUGGUACGCUCAUACGACUGAAGGAUGCUGGUGAAAGUAUCUUUCUCGGUGGACUUGAUCGCAAUGGCGAGAACGGAACUUUCGCAUACAUUUGGCAGGACGAUGUGACUCAGGUGGCUUUCCAUGUGGCAACUUUGAUGCCUAGCAAGGCUAGUGAUCCUAAGUGCACUUCAAAGAAACAGCACAUUGGGAAUAAUUAUGUUUCAAUUGUAUAUAAUGAGAGCGGUGAACCGUACAAUAUACAGACUGUCAAGGGGCAAUUUAAUUAUGCUUGCGUUGUAAUUCAACCACUAGAUCACGGAACUAACAUAGUGACAGUACAAGCACGAGAUGAGCUUAAAGAACACAUUGGCCACAGUGAACCUAAAGUAAUUUCCGAUCAAAAUUUAGCUAUUCUGUCCCGUCAAUUGGCUCUUCAUGCAAAUCUGGCUUCAAUGGUUUGUUCUUCUUUAAAACAACAAGAUCGCAAUCCUUAUGCUUCAAAUUGGUUGGAGCGUCUACGUCACAUAAAGCGUUUGAGAAAACGUAUUUUAGAAGAUCUGCUCAGAAAAAAUCCAAGCGACAAUGGAAUUAAAAAUACCCUAGAGGAAGAAGAUAAGUUGAGAAUUGUGGACGAUAUUGUACAAGACUUCACAGAUUUCACAACUUGAACGGAUUGUUUUUGUAAAAUAAGUUAUUUAGUGUUUUUUCAUUUUAUGAUGUAUGCGAAAACGUUGAA